Molecule: messenger RNA, 1187 nt
Organism: Lactuca virosa
Lineage: Eukaryota; Viridiplantae; Streptophyta; Magnoliopsida; Asterales; Asteraceae
Source: the annotation of a GenBank genome assembly
AUGGACCCUGAGGGGUCCAACAACGUUUUUUCUUGGACAGGGGGUUUUCUGUUUGAAGGGUUUUAUAGAUUGUCGGAUUUUCGAUCGCUUGAUUAUUUGAUGGAAAAUUUAUGCUGUUUGCAGUUCAUAGGAGGUCCUUCAUCUUAUAGCUCUGAUUAUCAUGUUGCUAGGUUUGUUGAAGUUGAUGAACAUGAACUCGGUUUAUUUGCCAUUUAUGAUGGCCAUUCGGGUGAUCGUGUCCCUUCCUAUCUUCAAAAACAUUUGUUUGAUAACAUCUUGAAUGAGAGUGAUUUUUGGGUUGACCCAAAAAGAUCGAUAUCAAAAGCGUAUGAGAAGACUGAUGAAGCGAUUCUUUCACAUGAUUCUGAUUUGGGGAGAGGUGGGUCCACAUCAGUUACAGCUGUUCUUAUAAAGGGUCAAAGGCUGUGGGUUGCAAAUUUGGGUGAUUCAAGAGCUGUUGUUUCAAAAGGAGGUGAAGCUAUACAGAUGAGCACUGAUCAUGAGCCUAGCACUGAAAGGGUUAGCAUUGAGCAUAAAGGAGGCUUUGUGUCAAAUAUGCCAGGAGAUGUACCUCGCGUAAACGGACAGCUGGCGGUUUCUCGUGCAUUCGGUGACAAAAGCCUAAAAUCCCAUUUGCGAUCUGACCCUGCUAUUCAAGAUACAAUUGUGGAUUCCAAAACCGAUCUUCUUGUCUUGGCAAGCGAUGGUCUUUGGAAGGUAAUGGAUAAUCAAGAAGCGGUUGACAUUGCAAGGAGAAUUAAGGACCCUCAAAAGGCGGCUAAGCGGUUAAUAGCCGAAGCUUUGAAGAGAGACAGUAAAGACGACAUAUCGUGUGUUGUGGUUAGAUUCAGGUAAUAUUUUUCAUUCCUUUACUCAUUGCUGUCAUUUUCUCGUUUGCGGGACCCACGGUUUGAAAUUGAGAAGAAGAUGGGACAGAUUCUAUGUAAAAAAAGUUAAAUAAUCGGUAAUAAUGGGUACUUUAAAAUAAACCCUUUUGGGGGGAUGUGGAUUUGUUAGUUUGUUGAAGAAUACGUAUUGAAGAGUUUGAAGUAGUUCCUUUCCUUUAUAUGUAAAUUCCUUCAUUAUUGGUGUUUUGGUAAAUCUUGUUGAUUAUUUUAAGAGUGAUCAUUGUUGGUGUUUUGGUAAAAUUUCUUGAUUAUUGUAAGAUUGAGCGUGAUGGUAUUUGA